Molecule: messenger RNA, 1368 nt
Organism: Stereum hirsutum FP-91666 SS1
Lineage: Eukaryota; Fungi; Basidiomycota; Agaricomycetes; Russulales; Stereaceae
Exons: 1
Coding region: 1-1368 (455 amino acids)
Source: RefSeq, a predicted model, not a curated record
AUGGCUGAGGCUACCACCAAUCCCGAUGGCUCUGCGCACUCGGUACCGGGUCCGACGCCCCAAGAUGCGCUGUCCGCGCGAGUUCCAGCGUCUACUGGCUCGGCCCAAAAUGGCAACGCUGCCAACCAACCCACGACUGUCGGUUCUCCUCUCGCGACAUCCCUCCUCAGCUCACAGAACGCUGCGCACACGGGCACGGCAAGCCACUCGCUCUCAGCGAACACCAGCAGUCAAAACGGCGGCCUCGGCCUGACUUCACCGCUCUACGGCAGUCGCCCGCGGUCGAGUUCAUCGCCCUUCACGGCCACCACACCACUUCUCUCGUCUCUCGCAUCCCUCCCUUCCCACGAUCGUGCUCUCGUUGAUCAACUAGCAAAAACUCUUGCGGCACAAAUUGUCUCGCAGGGUAACACAGCGACUGGCGGUGCUAAUGGUAACGACUCCAGUACAUCCCAUGUCGCUGUCUCUUCCCUCGCAAACAAGCCCCUUUUCACGCGUGCAGCGGAAACGCACAAGGCGAGUUACGAGUGUGCCGUAGUGAUCCACCCCGAAAUCUCGACCCUCGCAGGAUACGACAUUCGCCCUCCCCUCACACUCUUCUCCAACCACGCUCUACAGGAACUCCUCGCCAACCCGGCGAGUCACCGCACGAAGUACAGGACCGCGAAAGGGAAUGCCACGCUCAUCAACGUUGGCGCUUUCGGUAGGGAGGAGGAUUUGGGCUCGGAGGCUUGGAAGGAAUGCUGGAAGAAUAUGUUGCAGUGGCAGAAGGGGGUAUCAGAUGUGGAGGUCUACGAGCGUUGGCGCAAUCAUUUCGAGGUCCUGUCCAAUCUUUCCUACUUCCAAGACGAGUUCGACGCCAUCCGAGCCUUCGACAUCGCCGAACGUACCACGUACUUCACCACAUGCUUCUCCUACGUUGCUGAAGUUUGGUGGACGCGUUUGACCGGUGUCCGUCAGCAGGUCGCUGCCAAAGCGAGUAAGGAUGAAUUGCAGAAGAUUAGGGCUGACAUGCUACAAUUCGCCGGCCCCGUUCGUACAGACCGCACAUCUACUGUCCGUCACCAGCCCUACCCCUCCCAGCCUGGAGCUACGUACCGUCGGGUCUGCCUUCGAUGUGGUCGCCCGAACGAGAUCGCCAGCGAGUGCACGCAUUCCACCACGGUCCAUGGCCGCCCCGUCAUCACACGUUACGACCCUGAACUCAAGACCCUUUCCGCUAUCAACGGAGACUUUGACUAUUGCUUUCAGUUCAACUUUGGUGGUCCUGCGAGGUGCGGAGGCAACCACUCCCCUCAUGUUCGGGAUGAGUGUUCAGUUUGUGGUGGAGAUGAUCAUCAUGCUGCCAGCGGUAAUUGCCCAGCCUAA